Molecule: messenger RNA, 1607 nt
Organism: Linum tenue
Lineage: Eukaryota; Viridiplantae; Streptophyta; Magnoliopsida; Malpighiales; Linaceae
Source: the annotation of a GenBank genome assembly
AUGGCAGCCAGUCAGCACGAUGACGACAACGACGGCGCCUCCUCCCCGCCGGCAAAGCUCCCGGAGCCGGAGUCCCCUCGUUUCGCCGUGCCGGUGGACUCCGAACACAAGUCCAAAACAUUCAACCCGCUCACCAUCUCCCACCCUCACAUGUCCACCUUCCACCUCGCCUGGCUCUCCUUCUUCACCACUUUCCUCUCCACCUUCGCCGCCGCGCCUCUGGUCCCCGUCAUCCGCGACAACCUCAACCUCACCAAGCCCGACAUCGGCGCCGCCUCCAUCGCCUCCGUCUCCGGCAGCAUCUUCUCCCGCCUCGUCAUGGGCGCCGCCUGCGACCUCCUCGGGCCCCGUUACGCCGCCGCGUUCCUCGUCAUGCUGACGGCGCCCGCCGUGUUCUGCAUGGCGCUGGUGGAGUUCGUGAUCGGGUUCUCGCUGGCGACGUUCGUGUCGUGUCAGUACUGGAUGAGCACGAUGUUCAGCGGGAGGAUCGUCGGGGUGGUGAACGGGACGGCGGCCGGGUGGGGGAAUAUGGGCGGCGGGGUGACGCAGCUGGUGAUGCCGCUGGUUUACGACGUGAUUCGGAGGUGCGGUGCGACGCCGUUUACUGCUUGGAGGAUUGCGUUUUUUGUCCCCGGGGUUUUGCAUGUGGCGAUGGGGAUUCUGGUUUUGAGCUUGGGCCAGGAUUUGCCCGACGGCAACCUUGGCGCCUUGCAGAGGAAAGGCGACGUGGCGAAGGAUAAACUGCCCAAGGUGUUGUGGUGUGCAAUCACAAAUUACAGAACGUGGAUCUUCUUCAUUCUUUAUGGAAUGUCCCUCGGCGUCGAAUUGACCACCGAUAACGUCAUCGCUGAAUACUUCUUCGACAGAUUCAACUUGAAGCUUCGAACGGCGGGGACAAUCGCCGCGACGUUCGGCAUGGCCAACAUCUUCGCCCGCCCGCUGGGCGGCCUCCUAUCCGACGUGGCGGCCCAGCACGUGGGGAUGCGGGGCCGUCUCUGGACCCUCUACAUCCUCCAAACCCUGGGCGGGCUUUUCUGCAUCUGUUUGGGCCGGGCCCAGACGUUGUUAUCCUCCGUGGUCUUCAUGAUCCUGUUCUCCAUCGGGGCCCAGGCCGCCUGCGGGGCCACGUUCGGCAUCAUCCCGUUCGUCUCCCGCCGCUCCCUCGGCGUCAUCUCGGGCCUCACCGGCGCCGGCGGGAACUUCGGGUCCGGGCUGACCCAGUACCUGUUCUUCACGAGGUCCGAGUACUCAUCGGCGGCGGGGCUGUCGCUGAUGGGGGCGAUGAUCGUGGCCUGCACGCUGCCGGUGGCGGCGGUGCAUUUCCCGCAGUGGGGGAGCAUGUUUUUCCCGGCGACGAAGGAUUCGGAGAAGGGGAGCGAGGAGUUGUAUUAUGGAGCGGAGUGGAGCGAAGAGGAGAAGGAGAGAGGGAUGCAUUUAGGGAGCCUCAAGUUUGCGGAGAAUAGCAAGUCGGAGAGGGGACGACGUGUCGUUUCGGCGGAUCCUCCAACGGCGUAAGGUUAAGCGGGCCAGGCCCAUUGUAUACUUAUUGGGCUUUAGAAGCUCCGUUUUGGCUUUUAAGAAAAGGGAUGGAUUUGGAUUUCACAUAU